This is a messenger RNA of Hydra vulgaris (swiftwater hydra), 1563 nucleotides long. Its product is annotated as adrenocorticotropic hormone receptor-like. The record is from RefSeq and is a predicted model, not a curated record. NCBI's taxonomy places the organism in Eukaryota, Metazoa, Cnidaria, Hydrozoa, Anthoathecata, Hydridae.
CAACCUUUACAAAAAAAAUUCCUUUUGCAUUUAUUUUAUACGUUUAUUAUAAAGAUAAUGUUAGGUAAAAUGUUAUAUGAAAAAUAAUCGAUAUUUUUUUAUUAUUAUAUAAUAAAAAACACCGCUACAGGGGUUUGUUUGUAAUUCCACUGGAUUUAAACCGAAUGAUUAUUUACGGCUAGCAGUUGUUAACAUUUUUGACAGACUAUUCUUGAUGAGUGCUAUUAAAAUCUUUAUCUUUUUCUAACAAGAAGUCGAUAAAAGAUCCGCCGAUCUAGAUAAAACUUUACAAAUUGCGUUAAAUUAUAAAUAAUAUUGAAAUCAUGGAAAUCAGAUUCAGACGCGUGGUGUUAGUGGGUUAUUUAAAACAGUUAGAAGGCGGGUAAUUGUUUUAUGAAGUCUUUUAAUCAGUAUUGGUAAAAUCAGCAAUCUCAGGUGCUUUGUUUUUGUAUCAUUCAUUUGUUCUAUUUAAACGUUUAAAGAGAAUAAAAUAAUAAGUUUAUUUAAAAGUAAUCUUUUUUUUUAAUUAGAAAAAAAGAAAAAAGAAACAACAAAAAAUGAUAAAAUCCAAUAAGAAUAAAAGACAAUAUCACUUUGACUGAUGAAAAUUUGAUUUUUACGCGGCAUUUUUAAAGUAAAAUGGAUGAAAAAUGGAAGAUUGCAAUCUUAACUAAUUGUAACAUUGGAUUAAUUUCCAGUGGAGUUGGAUUAUUUGUUUUACUUAUGUUCAAAAAUGGAUUUGAUUCAACGCAGCGAUGCAUACUAAUUCAACUUUGUUUAAUAAACACUUGUUUAAGUAUAUGUUUUCAAAUUGAAGAAUUCACUAAAACAUUUGAUGAUGGAGUGCGUGUUAAACGUAUUUUGCAGAUUUAUGACGAACUUAAAAGUGUUCUUGGUACGGGAUAUUAUUACGUCACAUUUUGGUUGGUGUUCGACAGAUACUUACAUAUAAAACUAAACAUAAAGUACGCGGCCUACUGGACGAAAGGGAAAUCCAUCAUUUUAACAACAACCAUAUGGAGUAUUUCUGGGUUAAGCGGAAUUUUAAUUGAAGUUUACAAAAAUCAAUCAUAUAUUCAAAUUUAUAUUGCUGCGUGUUAUGAUGUAAUAAUAAUUACUUGUUUUGCAUUUUUCUAUACAUAUGCUGUUUUACUUAUUCGUAGGCAAAAAAGUCUUUGUUCCCAUCAAAGAAGCAUAUUUAAGGGCUCAUUAGUAUCAAGUAGCAUACUACUAAUAUUUAUUGUCUUAGUGGCAAUACCUGAAGUACUUUUAGCAUUAAUUCUUAAAAGCGAAGAUUUAAAUAAUUCAAAGAUUAUAUCUCAUAUAGCUUUAUAUAAGAGGAUAAGUUUUCCUAUAUCUGUUUGGACUGAUGCAUUUGUCUAUAUAUUUGCUUCUCCUCAAGUUAGAUUAGCUUUUAAAAAAAAGUUAAAUGUAUUAUUUGGCAGAAAAACAUUAUCUGUUAAAAGUGUUAAGGUAUCUAAAAGUCAUGUUGGUAAAAAUAUUUCUUUGAAGUACAUCUAUCAACUAUCAUCAGUAAAAAAAGAAAACUUCGGAUCAUGUUAG